GCAGACAUGGAGCAGCCCGUGAUGAAAGCCAGAUCGCCAGUGGGUCAGAUGUGUUCGGUGGUGGCACCCGCCUCGGCCAAGCAGCCUUCCUCCGCCCCCUCUCCCUCCAACACCAUGGGCCCCAAGGAGGUGGAGCUGAUUCUGGUGAAGGAGCACAACGGCGUCCAGUUCACCACCUCCACGUUGGUCAGCCCUGCUGGACACCCCCACGGCCACGGCCUUGCUCUGGGCCCCAGUCACGGACACACCCCUGUCCCCGGAGAAGAGAGGGAGACCUGGGGGAAGAAGAUCGACUUUCUCCUGUCGGUGAUAGGGUUCGCUGUGGACCUGGCCAACGUGUGGAGGUUCCCCUAUCUCUGCUAUAAGAACGGAGGAGGAGCGUUCCUGGUGCCCUAUCUAUUCUUCAUGGUGAUAGCAGGCAUGCCUCUGUUCUACAUGGAACUGGCUCUGGGACAGUACAACAGAGAGGGGGCCGCUGGUGUCUGGAAGAUCUGCCCCAUAUUCAAGGGUGUUGGUUUCACAGUGAUCCUGAUCAGUCUGUACGUGGGCUUCUACUACAACGUGAUUAUAGCCUGGGCCCUGUUCUACCUGUUCUCUUCCUUCACCGGAGAGCUGCCCUGGGUCCACUGUAACAACACCUGGAACAGCCCCAACUGCUCAGACCUCUGGGCCUUCAACAACUCCCUCAACGACACACACAAGUCCACCCCCGCAGCAGAGUACUUUGAGCGUGGGGUGCUCCACCUACAGGACAGUGAGGGUAUAGCUGACCUGGGUCUGCCUCGUUGGCAGCUGACAUCCUGUCUAGCUGUGGUCAUCGUGGUUCUCUACUUCAGCCUCUGGAAGGGGGUCAAGACCUCAGGAAGGUAGGUUGUGUGGAUCACAGCCACCAUGCCCUACGUGGUCCUGACCGUCCUGCUGCUGCGUGGGGUCACCCUCCCUGGAGCCAUGGAUGGCAUUAAGGCCUACCUCAGCGUCGACUUCCUACGACUCUGUGAGCCUCAGGUCUGGAUAGACGCUGCCACUCAGAUCUGCUUCUCUUUGGGAGUCGGGUUUGGUGUGCUAAUAGCGUUCUCCAGCUAUAACAAAUUCAGCAACAACUGCUAUAGAGAUGCCAUCAUCACCAGUUCCAUCAACUCCCUGACCAGCUUCUUCUCUGGCUUCGUCAUCUUCUCCUUCCUGGGUUACAUGUCCCAUAAACACAGCGUGCCAUUGGACAAGGUGGCCACAGACGGUCCUGGUCUAGUGUUCAUCAUCUACCCAGAGGCCAUUGCAACAUUACCAGGAUCAUCAGUGUGGGCAGUUAUCUUCUUCAUCAUGUUGCUGACUCUGGGCAGGUCGACAAUGGGAGGGAUGGAGUCAGUGAUCACAGGAUUGAUGGAUGAGUUCAAGUUUCUCCACAAACACCGGGAACUCUUCACCCUCUUCAUCGUUGUGUCCACCUUCCUCAUCUCACUGUUCUGUGUCACUAAUGGUGGUAUCUAUGUGUUCACUCUGCUGGACCAUUUUGCUGCUGGGACAUCCAUUCUCUUUGGAGUGCUUAUUGAGGCCAUCGGCAUCGCCUGGUUCUACGGAGUGGACCGGUUCAGUGACGACAUCGAGGAGAUGAUCGGACAGAGACCAGGCCUGUACUGGAGACUGUGCUGGAAGUUUGUCAGCCCGUGCUUCCUCCUGUUCAUGGUGGUGGUGAGCUUCGCGACCUUUAACCCUCCUAACUACGGGACGUACACGUUUCCCAUAUGGGCCAACAUGAUUGGCUGGUGCUUGGCUAUUUCCUCCAUGACCAUGGUGCCUCUCUAUGCCAUCUACAAGAUGUGCACCUUACCUGGAAAGUUCUGUGAUAGACUGGCCUACGCCAUAACGCCUGAGCACGAACACCACCUGGUGGAUAACGGAGAAGUUAGGAGGUUUACGCUCCAACACUGGAUGGUGAUCUGAGCCCAGGAAGAAGACAGGGGUCUGUUCACAUGGAGGAUGGAUGGAUAGAGAGAGGGAGG
Messenger RNA from Oncorhynchus nerka (sockeye salmon), 1997 nucleotides. It is a transcript of the gene slc6a3, whose product is annotated as solute carrier family 6 member 3. The transcript has 15 exons. The record is from RefSeq and is a predicted model, not a curated record. Gene Ontology annotation, molecular function: dopamine:sodium symporter activity; norepinephrine:sodium symporter activity. NCBI's taxonomy places the organism in Eukaryota, Metazoa, Chordata, Actinopteri, Salmoniformes, Salmonidae. Gene Ontology annotation, cellular component: plasma membrane; neuron projection; presynaptic membrane. Gene Ontology annotation, biological process: sodium ion transmembrane transport; dopamine uptake involved in synaptic transmission.